Molecule: messenger RNA, 1442 nt
Organism: Cyprinus carpio (common carp)
Lineage: Eukaryota; Metazoa; Chordata; Actinopteri; Cypriniformes; Cyprinidae
Product: serine/threonine-protein kinase pim-1-like
Exons: 8
Coding region: 129-1442 (437 amino acids)
Biological process (GO): regulation of mitotic cell cycle; protein autophosphorylation; negative regulation of apoptotic process
Cellular component (GO): cytoplasm
Molecular function (GO): protein serine/threonine kinase activity; ATP binding
Source: RefSeq, a predicted model, not a curated record
UUCUCUUAUGAUGUCACAUUCAGAAUUCGAAGUUGGUUCACAGUUGUGGAAUGUGAGAGAAUGUAAAGAGGUGAAACUCCAAUAUUACUUUUGUGGGUAGUUUAGAGAGACAGUGUGUUCGUUUGAUCAUGGGUCAGCGAAUUUCUUGUGUGAAGAAAGUGAUAAAUAGCAGGUGUGUGUACAAUUCCCAUCUAAGUACACUACAGUCCUCCGCCAACACGCCACAUCCUCAUCACUGUGAAGAGAGGCAUGCUGGUUCUGCUGAGGAAGAUGAAGGAGAGAGGAAGAGGGUGAUGAGGAAGAAAGGGAGGUUUUGGAGGGGGCUGGCCUGUUUCUCCUUCUCUCGCCCAAGAGCUGGUCAGGACGGGAAAGCUCAGGGUGAGAAGCUGGAGCAGGCUGGAUCUUCUAGGUGCUCUACUGAUGAUCAGGUUUCUCUAAAGAGCAUCACAUGUACUGCAGUGGAUUGUGAUCAUCAGGAAGCUCCUAGCAGCAGCUCUGACAUCCUCCCCUCUUCUGAGGAGCAGCAGAUGCAGGAGCAUCUUCAGUCGUGUGUCGAUGAUAGGCCAGUUAAUCUGUCAGAGGGUGAGAUUGUGUCCCUGCUGACAGAACAACUGGACAAUGAUGUGGUCAUGAGCAUUGAGAACAUCUGCUUGAACUACAACAUUGGCGUUAAACUGGGGGAAGGAGGAUUUGGUGCCGUUUUUGAGGGAGUGCGAUGCAAGGAUGGCGUUCCGGUGGCACUGAAAUUUGCCAGAAAAAUGGAAAACAUGGAAUAUAUCAACAUUCCUGAUCAUGCCAAACCCGUUCCCCUGGAAAUUGGCCUGACAGUCCUUGCCAAUAAGGGUCCCAGCUCACCCCACAUCAUUGAGCUGCUGGACUGGCAGGAGCUCCCUGACCAUUAUGUUAUGGUCCUGCAGCGCCCCUCGCCCUGUGAGAAUCUCUCUGUCUUUUCGGAGUGCUGUGGGGGCAUCUUCGACGAAGACUUCGCACGGCAUGUGAUGCAGCAGGUCAUUGAGGCUGCUGACAAGUGCUGCAGCCGAGGAGUUCUUCAUAGAGACAUCAAGCUGGAGAACUUGUUAGUGAACACGGACACCCUGGACGUGACACUGAUUGAUUUCGGCUGCGGGGACCUGCUGCAUGAAAUGCCAUACAACACCUUUAGUGGCACAAGGAAGUACUGCCCCCCUGAAUAUUUAGAGACGGGCAAGUACAACGGACGGCAAGCAACAGUGUUUUCACUGGGGGUGGUUUUGUACACGUUGGUUUGCGGCUAUUAUCCAGACCGAACCGAUCUGGACAAGAUCAAGGACUGGCUGUGGUAUCUGCCCAGCUUGUCAAAAGAAUGCAGCCAUUUGAUCAAUGCCUGCCUGCAUCCCAACCCUGCCGAGAGAAUUCCUCUUGACAGACUCCUUCUCCAUGACUGGUUUAAGUGGGAUGACUAA